Penicillium verhagenii is the source of this 1002-nucleotide messenger RNA. RefSeq lists its product as uncharacterized. The record is from RefSeq and is a predicted model, not a curated record. The coding region runs from base 1 to 1002 and encodes 333 amino acids. NCBI's taxonomy places the organism in Eukaryota, Fungi, Ascomycota, Eurotiomycetes, Eurotiales, Aspergillaceae. The transcript has a single exon.
AUGGCUAAUAGUCCAUACUUCAACACUGUCAACUCAAAAUCAUCCUUCAGGGCUCGUUUUUGUGCCGAAAACAGGAAAUUGUUUACCCAACUUCAUGAUGUUGGGGCCAGUGAUUGGGGACGUGAUCACUUAUUUGCUUGUCGUGUUGUCCGGCGGGAUGCUCAGCAUGGCAUUCUCCCGAUCCUGUCACCCUAUCAAUUUCCCUCAGACCUUCAAUCAUCCCCUGAGAUCGUGAAAUUUCUUAAUGGCCCAGAUGGUGUCCAGAUGACCCUAAGUGAGCACCGUCUCGUGCGGGAUCCAACUUGCGGCAUCUCUCUCGGCCAAGUAUGGGGGGCAUUGGCAAUGUUCAAAGGCAGCGAGGAGCGCCGUGGAAGGGACUCACUUAGAGUUUCCCCAGAGGAAAGUGACAAUGAAGCUGAGCCAUCUCCGAAGCGUCCCAGAAAGCGCAUUGAGCGCAUCGCGCAAAGAGGUUAUGUCGACUCAAGGGAGAUGCAGGUUGGAUCUAGCAGUCCAGCUGCUGAUGGUUCCCAAGGGACAUCUUCGGUGGAGUUCAUUGAUGCUGAAUCGCAUAGACUAUUGGCGUCCCCGGAGGAUGACACUUUACGGCUUAUAUCUUGCGUUAUUCGGCAUAUCUUAUACUUUGCAUCGCCUCAAAAUUCCGCAAAUAUGGCCACCGUUGUCGAAUUCAGAGACGCAAAAGCAAGGCUUUCUGCUCGCACUCCCAAGUUGAAGCGAAAAAUCAUAGCUAUCGACGAUGGAGGUCUAUGUUUACGAGAAGAAUCAAGAGGCAUAUUCAAAGUCCUUAAAAGCCGCGUGGCUAUUUUGGAAGCCAAAAGGCAAUUCCAGUGCCUAGAGAAUGGUCGGCCGACUAUUUCAGACAAUUGUUUCGCACAGAUGACUUGCGAGGCUUUGGUAGCCAGAUUAGCUGAUCCGUUUAAGGAGCUGCAAUUCAACAGGUACUGCUCGAAUUUCUUAAUCAUAUAUAAAUCGCCGCAACCGUGA